Molecule: messenger RNA, 773 nt
Organism: Dermacentor albipictus
Lineage: Eukaryota; Metazoa; Arthropoda; Arachnida; Ixodida; Ixodidae
Source: RefSeq, a predicted model, not a curated record
UCCCCAGUGACCCAGCUCUACGGGGCAACCACGGCAAAGAAAACUGCAUUUAGAAGAAAAACAAGUUUUCUUUUUUACGAACUUCUUUUAUCACUUCUUUAUUUUUUGUAUUGCCACACCUUCCUGAAUAAGCUUCCGGGUCAGGAAAAUUACCGGAAGGUCCACCGUUCUUUCUUCCCCCCUCUCUCUCUCCCCGAGGUCCCUGUGCUGCUUCCUGCGCGCCAACGCAAAUUCCGCUUAGUUCACUCAGCAUGCGAGCGAGUUCAGUUGCCGAGCUCGCGAGAGCCGCACUAGUGGCAGCGGCCCUUCUGCUGCAGAUGGCCGGCGAUCGUGCGGCGGCCGAAGCCGAAGAAGGUUUCUACACGGCGCAGAAAGAAUCGAGGCACUUUGGCUUGGCGCCGUUCAACUUGGGUAUCAACAUUCCCUACAUCUUCAACAUGAAGCUCCUGACGUCCCCCACAAACACGGGUCUGGGCCUCAGUGUGCCCGCCAUCUUCAACAUGCAGCUGGAUACCGGAGGACCGCACCAGCUGCGUCCCACGGGCUUGCGGCUCAACUUCUUCGGUGCCGGACGCAACGGAGAAAAGGCUCGCCGAAGGCGCCCCAGCAUCUUCAGGCUUGCAGGGAACGACCAGCUCAUCGGUGCCAGGACUGCGUCGAAAACGCUGUCACAGACUGAGGCGUCGUCGUGAAAAACACGUUACGCUCCGUGGCAUAUCAGUGUAACACGACUUGGAUCUCCUAUUCGCUUGUGGCUUCUCGGUGACAUUUCG